Molecule: messenger RNA, 3219 nt
Organism: Acinonyx jubatus (cheetah)
Lineage: Eukaryota; Metazoa; Chordata; Mammalia; Carnivora; Felidae
Gene: HOXA2
Product: homeobox A2
Exons: 2
Coding region: 1022-2149 (375 amino acids)
Biological process (GO): regulation of DNA-templated transcription
Molecular function (GO): DNA binding; DNA-binding transcription factor activity, RNA polymerase II-specific
Source: RefSeq, a predicted model, not a curated record
GCGGGAGGGGUUUGGGGAAGGAGAGGUGGACAGAGGAGAGAGGGAAGGGGACAGGGGGGAAGAGGAAAAGAGGGAAGGAAAGAGAGGAAGGAAAACAGGAAUCACUUCUGAGAUCCAGUAACUGGUUUUAGAAGAGGUAGAGGAAAAUGGAAAUAAAAGAGGGGAGACCCCAAAAUGAAUCCUCUCUUUUCUGUGUCUUCUCUCUCUGUCUGUCUGUCUCUGUCUGUCUCUCUCCCUCCCUCCCUCCUUCCCUCUCUCUUUCUUCUCCCAGUCUCAUCUCCCCUCUCCCUCUGCUCCUUCCUCCUGCCUUAGCAGAACUUAUGUGGCUGGGAUGCGGGGCUCUCGGGUGUCAAAACUUUGAAGAUUAAUGGAUUACUUUGUUAAUGACUGCAGGCGUCAGACUGAGGUGCUUAGAUGAUUUGUGAGGUGCGAGGCGUCUUCCCGACAGUCCCAAACAAUGCGCGGAGUGUGCGGGGGAGUUAGAGGGCAGCCGCCGGCGGGCCCGGCAGCAGGGCUCACACUCGCACACACUCACACACUCACACACACUCCCAAGCGCACACACCAGGUUCUGUGCUGAUCAGGAGGCAGGCAGGCACCCUCGCCCCCACGCACUCCCGGGCAUCCCCACCCACACCCACAUAUAUGUAUUUUUGCCCUGAAAAAAGUGUAAAUAAAGCCUCGCUGGCCCCCAAUGAGGCGUUCCUUCCCGACUUUUUUGGAUCAAUCAAACAGACAGUGGCUUCUUUUGAUUAAAGCCCAAAUUGUCAUUGGGCAGAAGCAAUCAUGUGACAGCCAAUUCGGUCCAAUUUCAACCUUGUCUCCAUGAAUUCAAUAGUUUAAUAGUAGCGCGGUCCCCAUACGGCUGUAAUCAGUGAAUUAGAAAAAAAACACCCCAGCAGCGAUCUUCUAUGAUAGAUUUUUUUUUUCCUCUGCUCUCGCCUUUUUCCCGGGCCUUGCCCCCCCAAAGCCCCUCCAGAAGAGGGAACUUUUUCUCCGAGGGGGCUCCAAGGAGAAGGCCAUGAAUUACGAAUUUGAGCGAGAGAUUGGUUUUAUCAAUAGCCAGCCGUCGCUCGCUGAGUGCCUGACAUCUUUUCCCCCUGUCGCUGAUACAUUUCAAAGUUCAUCAAUCAAGACCUCGACGCUUUCACACUCGACACUGAUUCCUCCUCCUUUUGAGCAGACCAUUCCCAGCCUGAACCCGGGCAGUCACCCUCGCCACGGCGCUGGCGGCCGCCCCAAGCCGAGCCCCGCGGGCAGCCGCGGCAGCCCAGUGCCCGCCGGCGCCCUGCAGCCGCCCGAAUACCCCUGGAUGAAGGAGAAGAAGGCGGCCAAGAAAACCGCGCUGCCGCCCGCCUCGGCCGCCGCCGCCGCCGCCGCCACCGGCCCUGCCUGCCUCAGCCACAAAGAAUCCCUGGAAAUCGCCGAUGGCAGCGGCGGGGGCUCCCGACGCCUGAGAACUGCUUACACCAACACGCAGCUUUUAGAGCUGGAGAAAGAAUUUCAUUUCAACAAGUACCUUUGCAGACCCCGAAGGGUGGAAAUCGCAGCGCUGCUGGAUCUGACUGAGAGACAAGUGAAAGUGUGGUUUCAGAACCGGAGGAUGAAGCACAAGAGGCAGACCCAGUGCAAGGAGAACCACAACAGCGAGGGGAAAUUUAAAAGCCUCGAAGACUCUGAGAAAGUGGAGGAGGACGAGGAAGAGAAGUCGCUCUUUGAGCAAGCCCUGAGCGUCUCCGGGGCCCUUCUGGAGAGGGAAGGUUACACUUUUCAGCAAAAUGCCCUCUCUCAGCAGCAGGCUCCCAAUGGACACAAUGGCGACUCCCAAAGUUUCCCAGUUUCGCCUUUAACCAGCAAUGAGAAAAAUCUGAAACAUUUUCAGCACCAGUCACCCACUGUUUCUAACUGCUUGUCAACAAUGGGCCAGAACUGUGGCUCAGGCCUAAACAAUGACAGUCCCGAGGCCCUCGAGGUCCCCUCUUUGCAGGACUUUAACGUUUUUUCCACAGAUUCCUGCCUGCAGCUUUCAGAUGCAGUCUCGCCCAGUUUGCCAGGUUCCCUCGACAGUCCCGUAGAUAUUUCAGCUGACAGCUUUGACUUUUUUACAGACACACUCACCACAAUCGACUUGCAGCAUCUGAAUUACUAAAAACAUUAAAGCAAAACAAAGCAUCACAAAACAAAAACCCCUUUGACCAGGUGCUUUUGCCUUCUUUUAUUCUGAGAGUUGAUUUUUUAUUUUCUUUUCUUCCUGACCUACCCUCUCUCUCCUCUAAAUGUGGAAGAUUUUCUGUUUAGUGAUUCUCCUGGUCCAGUUUCAGAGCCAUCCUUUACAGAUUAUUUUGGAGUUUUAGUUGUUCUAAAUCUAAUCCAACACCCCUCUAUGUGAUUUCCUGAAAGCAAUAUAUGAGGCCUGCAAGAAAGUGAUCAUAUAAUUGUAUCUUCACUUUCUUUUUAUUUUUGUAUUACAUUAGGAUGCAUUGUCAUGAGUAUUUUUGGUAGAAUAAAUUCUCCUUUGCUAUAAGUAGCUUUCUUAUUUUUUUCUCCCCCCUCUUUCUCAAGGCUCAUAACGGUUUCUUUUUCUUCUUUUAGUCUAACUUGGUAAAUAAAAUUCUGGUCACAAUUCAUCUUCUUUUUCAAUUUUAAUAUAUUUAUUAAGGGGGCAUGUUCAAAGUCUUCAGUAGUCAAUAACAAAAAAGAAAGCCAGAACAUAGGACUUCUGAGAAAUGUUUUUUUUUUUUUCCUCUCUUUUUAAAGGGAAUGGAUUUGGUUUUUCAGUGUAGAGGUUCAAGCCAUAGAUUUAAAUUGGUAAUAGAAACAGGAUUGGGCAGCCUCACAGUUGGGCCAAGCCCAAGCUUUUGAAAGUGGAGAAAUAAAAGUGCCUACAGAAACCGCCCAACUCCAGGAAGAAGGAACAUGGAGUUUCUUUAACAAGCUACCAGUCUCCAGGUCAAUAACUACGUUAUCAACAAUUCAUUUAUUUAUACACAUUUGUUUCAAACAUCUACAUUCCAACCCCCUCCCCCACAAUCCCCGGAAACAUUUUCAGUGUGGUUGAUUACUCUCCCAGAUGUUGAUGGGUCCAGGCAAACAGACCUAAAAGGUAGAGAAAACAAAAAUAAAACAAAACAUGGUUACUAGCUGGAAAAUGCACUUCAGAAAGCCUUCUUUCCAAUCCUCUGGUCCAGUCAUUCUAGGAUUCUUUUUUUCAGGGUCAGA